AUGGAUUGUAGAUUGCAACGUUUUAUAGAGGAAGAUUUAACUAAAUUGAUAGAAGCAGCAUGGCUAAGAUGUUACAAAGGAUCUUUAGAUGACUUCAUUGUGGCUCCGCUAACUGAAUCUCUGUCACCGUCCUUCAUAUCUUGUAUUGACCCUGACUUACCCACGAUCGCCUACACCUUUGGAUUUCGGGGUAGGGUCAAAGGACCAGCUACCACGGCGGUAUUGUCGGCUUACUUAGCCACUAAGAAGAGAAAUGUCUUAUUGUUGGACUGGGAAGAGGAGGCUCAGAGCGGACUAUUGGGAUUGCCUUUGAGCUAUGCUUUAUAUGCUGUGCCUAAAGCAAUACAGAUAGGAAAGCAGAUGGGCGACGCCCUAGUGAGGCUGUCUGGUGCUGGGAUCAACAUGACGAGCAUUCACUUGGUAGGACACUCUCUUGGGGCUCACAUGAUGGGUUACGCUGGAAAACAAGCUAGAGAAAAGGGUUAUACAGUUGCAAGGAUAACUGGUUUGGACCCCGCACGAGCCCUCUUCGAAGGAACGCUAGCGCUUUACUCAGGGCUGGACCGGACCUGUGCUAGAUUCGUGGAUACGAUUCACAGCGACCCCGGUGGCUACGGAACCAGCUCUUCCAUUGCUACAGUUGACAUAUGGCCAAAUUACGAAGGCAAGAAAUCAACCCAGCCUGGAUGUGAUGAGGGAGAAUUUGAAAUGUUUAGCAGAGAAGAUCUAUGCAGCCACGACCGUUCGUGGAGGUUCUACGUUGAAACGAUUGGUUUACCUACUUCGUUCCCCGCAGCUUCGGCCCCGGAUUACGAAACGUGGGCGAAUGGUGGCGCGGAUACCAACCGGACCACAUACCUAGGAGAACUUACUAACACUCGGGCUCAAGGCAACUUUUACCUCGUCACAAAUCCAGUAUCUCCGUACGGCAAGAGACAAGAAGGACUGCAACCUAUCGCACAACAAGCGAGGGUAAAAAGAAGUUCUGUCGUCACUUAACUACUUUAGAUGAUAUUAUUACGAAAACAUUCUUGUAUUAACUAGAAUAGUGUACUAAGACUGUAUUAUUAAUAGACAUUGAUGAAGAGCGUUGAUUGGAAUUUAAUUUUGUGCAUUUUAAAAGCACAUAAAUCAAGGAAACUGUUGAUUCAAUUGUAUUUUAAUUUAACCUAAAAAUAGAAACAUACUUUCCAAACCAAUGUUUAUUUUGUAGUAACUUAGAAUGCUUUAACACAAUUUUGUUUGUUUUUUUUUUCUGUUAUUAAUUAGUUUUUCGUAUAUAGAAUACAAAAGUAGGUUAACGGUAAGUGAAUUUCGAGUAUUUGUGCAAAAAUACCAUGUUUAAAUGUAUGUGUGUUGUGAUGAUAAAAAAUUCUGUUAUGUUUUAAGUUAGGAAUAAAAUGAAGCUCUUUCUUUACUAAAUCUUUAUAUCGUUUAAUUACUAAAAAUAACUUUUCACUUCUAUAGAUAAUGAACAUAUUGUCGUAUUAUUUUUAAAUUGUCUCUGAAGAAAAGGUUAUUUUGAUCUGUACUUAUAAUACAUAUCGACGCUUGAAAGGCAAACAUGACUAAGCGACAAUGCGUGAACUUUACAGUAGACUAAUUUAAAGUUGUAAUACCUGAAAAUA
Messenger RNA from Bombyx mandarina (wild silkworm), 1628 nucleotides. Its product is annotated as vitellogenin-3. Gene Ontology annotation, molecular function: serine hydrolase activity; lipase activity. Gene Ontology annotation, biological process: lipid catabolic process. The record is from RefSeq and is a predicted model, not a curated record. NCBI's taxonomy places the organism in Eukaryota, Metazoa, Arthropoda, Insecta, Lepidoptera, Bombycidae.